AUGGAUGAAAAGGCUGAACAACAAAAACAAGAGCCUGGUUUUGCCAGCGAAGACAAUGGGGAAGCAUUCAACCUGGAAAAUAACGACAAAAGCCUUCCUGUAGUACCUACUGGGUAAACUAUGCAUAUAAGAAAAAAUAUUUCAAUAAUCUUUGAAAAAACCUAGUUACUUUAAAACUUUUCAAUCGUACAAUCACUAUUUUAAAUACAUCUCUUUUUUAUUUUCCGUAUUCCAGUGAUGAAACACCACAACCAAAACCGAUGCAUGAUGCAUUUUCAGAAAAAAGCCCGGCACCUUUACUGUUCAGUCAUGGCGAUCUACAAAGAAACACACAGCAAUUUGUAGAUGAUAUUAAUGCAAAGAGAAAACGCGAUACCGAUUCGUUAGCAGGUUAAUAUUUUAGGUUUCUGACAAUAUAGAAUUCGUUUCAGCUUUAGAAUUAAUCUUGAAUUACUCAAUUGAAUCCAUAUUUAUGUAUUUGUUUCGUGUAGAAGUACGAAAAGCUCUGGAGGUGCAAGCAACAAGCACUGCAAAUACGAUUGAAGAGACUUUAGUUGGAGUAUAUGAAGAGAACAGUAAAGUGAUACAGGAUAAACUUCAAGAGAUUUUUGCAGUUUUAGAUAGAAUAUGUAAGUACUUUACCACAGCUGGUAUUGUCCAGAUUUACCACCAAUGA
Molecule: messenger RNA, 676 nt
Organism: Paramuricea clavata
Lineage: Eukaryota; Metazoa; Cnidaria; Anthozoa; Malacalcyonacea; Plexauridae
Source: the annotation of a GenBank genome assembly